AUGUCUUCCAGAGACAUUUACGACAAGGCAACAGUCUAUAAUCCUGUGGACACUCGCACCAAACCUCCUCAAAGUAGCAAUCCUUCCAAUAAGCUUUCUUCCUCUCACUCCAAAGUUCCUUCCUCCAAUCGACCAUCUUCUUCCGCUGCCCCAAAAGCAUACACUACACUCGAAAGAGACAAUAAAUCGACAAAUAAAGGUAUGUCUCAACAGCACACCUUACUUCAAAGAGAUGGACAGGCUUCUUCUUCCCGUGGACACACUUCAGGUUCUCAUGAUCGUACUCAGCUCAACAGAGACCAACAAUCAUCAUCAAGCUCAAGACAGCCAAGCAUGAUGCGCGCAGCAACAACUGCUCCUCCAGAUGCGAAGAGCAAGUUCAAGUCUCAGCAUGAUAUUAAUAUGGCCUCUCAACAAGUCAGAUACCAGGAAAUGAAUUACGAAGAGAAGAAGAAACAGGACGAAUGGGUCCGUAACUUCAUUGUCUAUGCCGGACCAUGCCCAUUUGGGUACGGCUGGGAGCGAGUCAAACAUGGAUAUGUCUGUAAUGGCGGGAAUCAUUUGUGCACCGAUGAUCUUCUGGCUGAAAGUAAAGGCGGCUUUUACAUAGGAACUCUCGAAGCCGGAUGGUGGGGCCCAAUCUACGACUCAAGCAAACAUUUACGAUUAGAGUUCGCAGAGACCAUAGUCUGGGAGUACGCCAAGAAGCACGGAUUAGACCCAACAGUGGCUCCCGUAGUCCCACCACCUAAUAUACCAGCAACUCAUGAAGUCCACCCGGGAUUUGCAAAAGCAAUGGCAGGUCUGGGACCCGUGCCACAAGCUGCCCCAAUUGAUCAUGUCCUGGAGAAAUUCAAGCGAGUAGGUGAACUUGAGAGAAUUGUUAGAUCCUAUCAUAUUUCCGGAACAUCAAGUCACCAUGCGUCGAAUGGCCAUCACUUAUCCAGUGGCCGUCACACAUCCAGCGGAUAUUACUCAUCCGGAGUAACACCUCAGCUCAGCACCCUCUAUGGACCAGGAGGUCUACCAAAUCGACUUGCAAUGAGCACGAGCAAUGGUUCUCUAUCCCAAGGAGGUCAACUCCCACUUGGAUAUCUACCAGCUGCUUAUCGCAAUGAUCCAUAUGGACAGGGACCAAUAGGCCGCCGCAGAUAUUAA
Molecule: messenger RNA, 1158 nt
Organism: Botrytis sinoallii
Lineage: Eukaryota; Fungi; Ascomycota; Leotiomycetes; Helotiales; Sclerotiniaceae
Exons: 1
Coding region: 1-1158 (385 amino acids)
Source: RefSeq, a predicted model, not a curated record